This is a messenger RNA of Fukomys damarensis (Damara mole-rat), 1153 nucleotides long. It is a transcript of the gene Mdfic2, whose product is annotated as MyoD family inhibitor domain containing 2. The transcript is spliced from 3 exons. Lineage: Eukaryota; Metazoa; Chordata; Mammalia; Rodentia; Bathyergidae. The record is from RefSeq and is a predicted model, not a curated record. Bases 97 to 576 code for a protein of 159 amino acids.
UGGGUAAGGGACAGGGAUACAGCUAAAGAUCCUAUAGUCUCCCUCCCCAGGACCAAAACAAGAAAAAAUUAUCUGGCCAAGUAUCAAUACUGCUAUAUGCAACUCACAAAUGAAAAGCAUGCAGACGAGAAACCCAUUAAUGCUAUCGUUAUAAAUUCAGUAUCUGAAUUCAAUAUCACAGAUGGACCAGCCAAGGAAACCCCCAAUGAGAAAAAACUGUCAGAAUCCAGCACAUCACUGCCCUCCCUUGAAGAAUGCCAAACGAAAUUUUCCUACCUCCAAACUGAUACUUCAGUUCAUCAGAGAGACACUGAUGGGGAAUGCGCCUCCUUAAUCCUCACCUGUCUGUUCUGCCAGUUUUGGGACUGUCUCCUGAUGCUCCCUGACACGUGUGAAACCAUGUGUGUCAGCCUGUGCUGCCCCUAUCACAGGUACCACCACACGUCAGACGAGAGCCGCUCCUGCAGCGACUGCGGCUGCCACUGUGACGCAGACUGCAGCCUGUGUGAACCGUGCCACGAGACCAGCGAGUGCCUGGAGCUGGCCAUGGAGAUCUCAGAAAUCUGCUACCACUGACGUGAUGAAGGCACCACGCACCGGCAGUCCUUUUGGCCACGGUGGGAAAUUCCACCACCACAAGGCCGAGAUUUCCAUGUGCCAAAAUGCAAGGAUGGUACACACUUCUGGGAUGCUCUGGGCCAUUUCAUUCUGCACCGGUCUGGGAAGGUUAGCAUCGUCAACUCAGUGAUGUCCCUCCAAAUUUCACAACCGCAUGGCUCACUAAAAAAUAAGAUUCUUGAUCAUCCAUGAUGAACAAAUCUUAAGUACCCCUUAAAUGCCACAGGUACAAGAUGUCUCCUGACUAUAAAACAGCAUGUUAAAACGCUUGGUACCCUUGAAUUCCUCAGCUUGCAUCAGGGACUCAACCUUGUUCACAAAUUCAGGCCAAACGACUGCUUUGUUUUAGAAUUGACACACAUUAGCUCAUCUUUCUAAUGGACUCAUGCAUAAACAUUACGCAUUGUUGGUUAUUAUUAAUAAUGUAUUGUGUAACAUCGUUUUGUAAUUAAAAUUUUAUUUCAACAGUCUCUUAAAAUUCACUUAUAUGUACAGUUUGGGUAGGAAAGGGAAUUAAAUGAAUUAGAAACCAUGU